CCACGGGUUUAUCAAGCCUCACCACAAUUUUUGGACUCGGGAAUUUAAAAAGGCCCCGGAACACACUUCUCCUGACGGGAACCCUUUAAAAACAAAGCUGCUGUUUUGGAUUUCUGGGUCCUUCAACUUUCUUCAAAGGUGCCGACAUCAAGUGCAUUGUUUGUGUCUCUGCCUUCAGUUUCUUUUUAGUUGUUUGCCUCCCACAAAAGAAAGACAAACUCAACAGCAACUGCUAAAAACGUUGGACAAAAACAAGGCUGUCUUGCUGGAAUGAAUAUAUCUGAGUCUAGUUACUGCAGAGAGGAGAGUUCUCAGCCCAGGGGCGAGCGUUCAUGGGUCGCUGCCCCCAGCCCCGGUUCUGACCGUGGUCUGGGCUUCGACCGAACCCUUGUCGGACACUUGGGACCAGUGGUUGGAGCAGGACUGGGAGCAGAGGAACGGACUGCCAGCCCUGACUCUGCCAAAUCGGGAGCUAAGGUUCUGGGGAUCUCCGAAGGGAAGACAGGAGUGGAGAACCGCAUCCGCAGGCCCAUGAACGCCUUCAUGGUCUGGGCUAAAGAUGAGCGGAAACGACUCGCACUGCAGAACCCUGACUUGCACAAUGCCGUGCUCAGCAAGAUGCUGGGCCAGUCAUGGAAGUCCCUGAGCACCCCGGAGAAGCGUCCGUUCGUGGAGGAAGCGGAACGCUUGCGGCUCCAGCACCUUCAGGACCACCCCAACUACAAAUAUCGGCCCCGGAGGAAAAAGCAGGCCAAGAAAAUCAAGCGUAUGGAACCUGGACUGCUGCUGCACAGCCUAUCCCAGCCCUGCAGCGGCACCGGGCGUGGCAGAGCGGUCACCGAGGGAUACGGUCGGCCCGGGCAACAAGCUCACCACCACCGCUUGCUGCCGUCCCUCAGCCACUUUCAUGACCGGCAUCCCAGCGGGCCAGACUUCGAGAACUACGGCCUGCCCACGCCUGAGAUGUCACCCUUAGAUGUGCUGGAGGAAGGAGGGGACUCGGUCUUCUUUCCUCCGCACAUGCAGGAAGACCUGAGUCUGUCACCGUGGAUUAACUACCACCACCAUCACCACCAGGGACAUGGGCUCGGGCACAGUCAGGCCCACAGGCAUCCUCAGCAGGGCCAGAAGGUGGCCCUGGAACGCCGGCCAGACAAGUGUCAUGUGCUCGGGGCCACAAACGGUCAGUACUCCCAGGGCCCCAGUGGCCUACUGGAAGUCGACAAGGCUCCUCUGUCAGCCAGCAGCGUGUACUACACCCAACUCUACACAGGGGGCCAGCAGGCCGGCUUCACGUCCCACCUGGGCCAGCUGUCCCCUCCACCCGAAUCCUCCACCACUCACUCUGCGCCCCUUGUCCCUGGCCUUGACUCUGUGGAACAGCUUGGCCCCUCCUCUGAGUUCUGGACGGAAGUGGACUGCAAUGAGUUUGAGCAGUACCUGAGCACGAGCCGGACUCGUCCAGAGGGUACGGCGACAGCGGCGCAGGGCUACGGCGCCGUCGUGUCUAAGCUGGCCAGCAGACACAUAUCCUGUGAGCAGAGCAGCCCCCUGAUAUCCGCCCUGUCGGACGCCAGCAGUGCCGUCUACUACAGCACCUGCAUCACUGGCUGAAGCCAGCAGAGCUCAGGCGUGACCAAUGAGAUUUCCUGUCCUAUGCAUUCCUCCGUUCUAAUUUGCAGAUAUGACUCAUUCAUAUAUUUUCAAUAAGCGUGAGGAUAAUUCCUCCUUUGUACACUUCUUCAUAAUCUUUUUAAUUCUGGUUUCAUUUUUUUUUUGUUUCCAAAUGUAGUUUUGAAGUGUUAAAGUUUAAGGGCAAAAAAUACUUUCUAAUUUAAUUAAAACACUGGGCUUUCAAGUACUGAAACAUGGGUUUCAUCCAACAUUCGAUAUGCUUGUACAUUCUACAAAUUAAAUUCAUUCUCAUAUCAUUUGUCCUCGUGAGGAAUAUUCUCUCCAAAAAAUAGAACAUUUUUGGAAAUGUAAAUUUUAUUUAUCAUUAAAAAAUUGUUUGUACUUUUUCCAAAUGGAUUAUGAAAUUUAUGUUCUUGUUUAGGGAUGUUUUAGAAGAAUUUUUAUAUAUAAAGAAACAACAGUGCAGUUCAAAGUAACUCAGCAAUCAAAGCUUCAAUUUAAAUUAAAAUUCCAGGUCAUGUACAAUAAUGAAUUGAUCAUAAUUGUGUCUCUUGCCAUAAAAGAACUUGCAAUAAUAAUUUGUUUAUUAUAACUCUGACCCUUGUCUGUAAAUAGUCUUUUUUAAGAUGUCUUUAUGUGAAGAUCUGCCUUUAGUAAUUUUACUAAAUAAAAUUGUUUACUACAA
This is a messenger RNA of Brienomyrus brachyistius, 2320 nucleotides long. It is a transcript of the gene sox18, whose product is annotated as SRY-box transcription factor 18. Bases 271 to 1614 code for a protein of 447 amino acids. The record is from RefSeq and is a predicted model, not a curated record. The transcript has 2 exons. Lineage: Eukaryota; Metazoa; Chordata; Actinopteri; Osteoglossiformes; Mormyridae. Gene Ontology annotation, molecular function: DNA-binding transcription factor activity, RNA polymerase II-specific; RNA polymerase II cis-regulatory region sequence-specific DNA binding. Gene Ontology annotation, biological process: positive regulation of transcription by RNA polymerase II; angiogenesis; lymphangiogenesis.